This is a messenger RNA of Ogataea philodendri, 2145 nucleotides long. RefSeq lists its product as uncharacterized. Gene Ontology annotation, biological process: actin filament organization. Gene Ontology annotation, molecular function: actin filament binding. The transcript has a single exon. Bases 1 to 2145 code for a protein of 714 amino acids. Lineage: Eukaryota; Fungi; Ascomycota; Pichiomycetes; Pichiales; Pichiaceae. The record is from RefSeq and is a predicted model, not a curated record.
AUGUUCUUGCUCCAGAGACACAAAGUAUUUGUAGCACUCGUUAAAGACAUUCUGUUGGACCUCGUCGUCUGUCGGCUUCGUAUGCGAAUUCUCGAUCAGUUCAACAAGAUUAGACAUGUCUCUUGGAUCGUAAUUUUUAAAAGCAAAAAAAAGUGGUUGAGUCCGCGACCUUUUUUUUUAAUAAAUAAACAAUAUGAGGUGAGUUUAAACGUUAACCCAACUAACGCAAUUAGUGGACGGUUUGUUCGGGCAUCCAAAUUCAGACACGUUUUUGGACAACCUUUCAAGAAGGAGAAGUGUUAUGAGAAUUUGAAAGUGACCAUUAGUGCUUUUGAUAGUAACAUCGUGAAAUGCAACGGUAAAUAUAUCAGUGUCAAUGCCAAUGGAAUCGGGUCGUUCAUAGUGAUUCCUGUCGAGGAAGUCGGCAAAGCCCCAGAUAAGGUGCCAAUGUUCCGAGGCCAUACUGGAGGAUCCGUUAUGGACACAGAUUUCAAUCCUUUUGAUGAGAACAAGCUGGCAUCUGCUGGAGAGGACGGGAAAAUCUUACUUUGGGAAAUUCCUGAAGACUACACUUUCACCAAGAUUGAUACCGACAAAAUUGUCGAUGUUGCGCCAGUGGCCGCUUUGACUGGUCAUUCCCGUAAAGUCGGACACAUUUUGUACCACCCGGUGGCCGAAAACGUUCUUGCUUCGUCCUCGUUCGACUACUCCAUCAAGAUCUGGAACCUGGACACACUGAAAUGCGAAAAGACAUUGCAACACAAGGACCUCGUGACAAGUUUUUCCUGGAACUUUGACGGAACCAAAAUUGUCACUGCUUCUAGAGACAAGAAGCUCAGAGUUUGGGACGUCCAGACCGGAGAAAUCAUCUCUGAGGGACCAGGCCAUACCGGAGCCAAGGUUUCCAGAGUUUGCUGGCUCGGAAACACAAAUAGAUUGGCCACCACUGGUUUUGAUAGAUACUCCGAAAGACAGCUGGGAGUCUGGAACGCGGAUAAGAUCGAAGACGGCCCAAUUGGAGGAUUCUACUCCGUGGACGCCUCUUCUGGUGUUUUGAUGCCGUUCUUUGAUCCAUCUACCAACAUUCUGUUUGUUGCCGGAAAGGGAGACGGAAAUGUCAGAUAUUACGAGUACGAGAAGGACGAGCUGUACUUAAUUUCCGAGUACCAGUCCACGUCUCCACAACGUGGCUACGCUGUUGGACCGAAGAAACACGUCAGUGUCAAGGACAACGAGAUUGUUCGUGCGUACAAGUUGCUGAACGACAACUCGGUGGAGCCAAUCUCGUACAUUGUACCAAGACGGUCUGAGAUGUUCCAGGAAGAUAUUUACCCUGAUGCCCCUGCAGGCGUUCCUGCAUUGAGCGCCGAGGAAUUUUUUGCCGGUAAGAAGAGUGGUCCCGUGCUGGUGUCCAUGAAGGAUCUUUACGAGGGAGUCGACUCUCCAGCUACUACUGUGGACGAGACCGAGAGAAAGGUCGAGGAACAGACUGAGCAGCCUAAAAAAGAGGAGCCAAAGAAGGAGCCAAAGAAGGAGCCAAAGGAAGCGCCAAAGGAAGAGCCAAAACCUGAGGUUAAAGAGGAGCCAAAGGCCAAAGCGGUUGAUUUUUCGUCCAAUACUGGUACCAUCGACGACCUGAAGAACCAGAAAGAGGUCACCUCUUUGCUGAACAAGGUGCACGACCUGUCGGACGACGACACCCAGGACGUUGAUGGCGACGAUGACGACGACUGGCAGCAGGUUCCUCGCGAGGUUGAGGCCAAGAAGGAGACCACUCCAGCCAAGGAAGAACCAAAGGUCGUGUCUGCUCCAGAGAAAAAAGAACAGCAGGAGACACCAAAGCCGGAAGAGUCUGUUAAGACCGUUGCCGAGAGCGAGACGCCUGUUGAGGAGAAAGAGGUGCCAAAGUCUGCUGUAACCGAAGAGCCAAAAAGUGUUCCUGCCUCAGCCGCCUCUGCAGGUUCUGCUGGUUCUGCUGCUGGACGUGCUGCUGGCGGUCUAAAGACUUCGAUCGAGAAGCUGCAGACCCUGGUUACGAACCUGGAAUCGGUCGUGGAGCAAUUGCAGGCGUCCAACUUGGCCAAGGACAAAAAAUUGGAAUCUUUGGAAGAAAAGAUCGACCAGUUAUUGACUAAAUCUAUUUGA